This is a messenger RNA of Didymodactylos carnosus, 1518 nucleotides long. The record is from the annotation of a GenBank genome assembly. Lineage: Eukaryota; Metazoa; Rotifera; Eurotatoria; Philodinida; Philodinidae.
AUGCCCCGAUCGGUCGACCAGAUCAGAAAUUCUGCCACGAACAGAGAAUUUGGUCCAAGAUUGUUGUCGCCUGCAAACCUCGAUUGUUGGCAGCCGAAUGAUGAUGAUGACCCGCUCAAGUUAAAUUAUUUGAACAUGAUUCCGUAUUUAUUGCGUAUGAAGACUGGCUGCGAAACAUUUAACAAAACAAACGAGUGUGCACAGAAUGAAAAUGGAAAAAGUGAAAUAUCGAUAUUUUUCAAGGGUGAUCGAGGUUUAACACAAACAAUAUCGAUACCAUUAAAAGAGUUAGAUCAACAAAAUAAUGAUAUUUAUAAAAAAUCUGUUGAACUUUUUGAUGUUGGAACGAUCACAUUAGCUCGAAUAAAGAUUAACAGUGAGGCAAGAUGGAAAGUAAAUUGGAUUGAAUUAGUUGAAGAAAAUGAGAAGAAAGAUAUAUUGAAUUUUCCUGUUCAUCGUUGGCUUGAUACAAAUUAUGGACAAACAAUUGAUGUUAUGGUUAGAGAAGGACCAGUUAAUCUAGCUCCAAAAUAUACAAUAAUCAUUCGAACAGGUUCAAUUAGUAGUUGUAGGAAUGCUUACAUUCGUGUGGCAUUAGUAGGUGAUAGUGCAUCAACCAUACCAUUUGAUUUGAAUGAUCUAAUAGAUGUCAAUAAUAACAACAAAAUACAACCGUUUCGAUCAGGACAAAAAGAUAUUUUCUAUAUAUCAUCAUUACAAGCAAUUGAUGUGGGAAAAUUAGAUCGAAUAAUCAUAUGGUGUGAUAGUCUUGACGGAAAACCAUGGUAUUGUGAAAGCGUCGAAGCUAUUAACAGUUCUAAUGAAGAAAAAUAUUUGUUAGUAAUGUGUUUUAUUGUAAAUCAUUGGUUUGGUCCAGAUUUGGAACAAACCGUUGAUCUGCCUGUGUACGAUUUGACAAAAGAGUCUACUCUAUUUACUGUUUCAAGCAAAUCAAAUGAUAUUUCUGAUAUAACUGGUAACAGUACGGUUCAUCUUCACCUUAAAUUUGCUAAUGGAAAAGUUCAUAAUGAAGCAUUGAAUGCAUCUGAAACACAUCCAAUACCAUUUCUCAAAGAUAACAUCGACUUUUUUGUUCUUGUCAAUACAAACGUGGGUGAUUGUGAAAUAACCGAAGCUAAAAUAAAAUUAACAAGUAAAUUAACCACUCAUAUCGAAUGGAAUUGCGCAUGGAUUGAAAUAAGAGUCAUCGGGGAAGAAGGUACGAGUAAUGUCAUGAAGUUGUCAUCAAUGAAUCAUAAAAUGGUCAAGGGCGGUGUUUAUAUUUUUUAUGUAAGUGAUACAAAACAAAUAGGAAAAAUUAAACAAAUAUAUGUGUGGCAUAAGGAGAAGAAAUAUGGACAUCGUUGGUCAUUACAAUGGAUAGAAAUAAGAGAGUUACAUGAAGUAUAUUGUUUUAGUAUUGGUCGAAUAAUGAGUGGUUAUCAUAACAGUAAAGAAACAGCCUUGAUUUUAGAUGCUCGAAUAAUAAAAGAUAAUAAAUAUAUGUUAAAAAGUUGA